Xenopus laevis (African clawed frog) is the source of this 5504-nucleotide messenger RNA. It is a transcript of the gene shisa6.L, whose product is annotated as shisa family member 6 L homeolog. The transcript is spliced from 9 exons. The record is from RefSeq and is a predicted model, not a curated record. Gene Ontology annotation, cellular component: AMPA glutamate receptor complex; postsynaptic density; postsynaptic membrane. NCBI's taxonomy places the organism in Eukaryota, Metazoa, Chordata, Amphibia, Anura, Pipidae. Gene Ontology annotation, biological process: regulation of short-term neuronal synaptic plasticity. The coding region runs from base 626 to 2389 and encodes 587 amino acids.
GUCUGGAUUGGCUGCAGUGACAGAUGUAGGCUCCUGUAGAGUAGAGGCACCCAAACAGCAAGACCCAGAGCUCUCCAUCACUAAUUGUCCUAGAGUUAGCCUGUUCUUUAACUGGUGACGCCUGAAUGAAUUGAUGCUGGGGAGCAAGGCUCUCUCUCUUUCUGUCGGCUGUGGGCGGACUUGCAUUCAGAGCAUCUCCUCCUUAGAAGUGCAGGCAGAAGGGUUCUCUGUUCAUUCAGGAGAAGCCUUAACAUCUGCAGUGCCAAGCAGCAAUGUGGCACUUGGUAAGGACGUGAUCUGCAGGAGUCAACAUGAUCACCAGUCGCUGUGCUUUGUACCCAACACGCUCCUUUUUGUGCGCUAAGGUGGAAUGCAUCUCCAUCAGGAAGGCUGAGGUACAACCUGAAAAGCAGUAUGUGUGACAGUCUGGCAUUCCAAAAUGUCAUCUCUGUCUGAGGAAGGCAAACUGGAUUAAUGGCUCUCAUCAGGCUGGAAGGGCCAGUGGAUGUAAGAUUGUACUGAUAGCCAUUACCUUUUAGUUGAAUUAGCCAUAACAGAUCUUAAAAGAAGAAAAAGAUUGAGCCUGCAGUAAAGGUUUAGCCACCAUUCUGGAUAUCAGUUGACCAUGAGGUGGCAUCUCUUGCUACUUCUUGUGAUCUGCCUAGAUCUUGUAGGCUUCAUGGACCAUUGUGAAGCUGCAGCUAAGACUAAAGGUAACAAAAAUGCAGGACCUGCCAAAAAAACUGCCAACCCCCCUAAAGGGAAGGAUGUCAACAAUACAGCUGUGCCUCCGGUGGUCACCACCAGAAGGGUGAAACCUCCUGUUGUGGUUGCUUAUGAUAAAUGCAUGGGCUACUACGACGUUAGCGGUCAGUGGGACAAAGAGUUUGACUGCAACCACACUGCUUACCGGUACUGCUGUGGGACAUGCUCAUUCCGAUUCUGCUGUGACACAAAAAGCAAGAGAAUAGAUCAAGUUUCAUGCAAGAAGCCCGUGUGGACUGCAACCACCAGCACUAAUGACAUUGAGUCAGUGGAGGAAGACGCCUACGACCCUCGCAAUGAUAAGACCAACACAACUGUAUACAUCACCUGUGGGGUGAUAGCUUUCAUUUUUAUUGUGGGGGUCUGUGCCAAAAUAGCUUAUGACAAGGCGAGAAGUCCGCCCCGAGAAAUGAACAUACACAGGGCUUUGGCUGAUAUUUUGAUACAGCAAGGACCCAUCCCUAUACCACACUGCGAGAGAGAGGCCAUUUCUGCUGUUGAUAACUCCCCGAAGGAGAACACGCCCGUCAGAACCUCAAAAAAUCACUACACACCAGUUAGGACUUCCAAAACCAACCACGGAACAGCCUCGCGGCGUUUCUCCGAUGUUCCCACAAGCAUGGAACCGCCAGGGCACCUGAACACCAUAGCAGGACACUAUGGGAAGGAUAUAUAUCGCAGCGGAGGUCCUGAUCUUCACAAUUUUAUCUCCUCUGGCUUUGUGACCUUAGGACGAGGACAUCUCAAGGCCGGACCCCCAAACUUCACCCACUGGAGCCCUGAUGUCAUCAGAAGCUGCAAGAGAGAGAAGAGGAAGAAUCAGGAAGGAGCGGGAGACCAUCAGCAAAACUACAAUCACCUUAUUCUAAACAGUUCGUCCCAGACACCCACUAACGAAAAACCUCGGAUGAACAACAUCCUGACCUCAGCCACAGAGCCAUAUGAUCUGUCCUUCUCCAGAUCAUUCCAGAACCUCUCCCAUCUUCCACCAUCCUACGAAUCGGCUGUCAAGACCAAUCCAAGUAAAUAUUCUUCUCUGAAGAAAUUAACUGAUAAAGAGGCUGAUGAGUAUUAUAUGAGAAGAAGGCAUCUUCCCGAUUUGGCAGCAAGGGGAACACUUCCUCUUAACGUUAUUAAGAUGACUCAGGACCAGUCUAACUACCGAGAGAGGCCAAGAAGGCCCGUGCGUGCAAUGUCUCAGGACAGGGUUUUGUCUCCUGAAAGAACCAUGCCUGAAGAAGGAUACGGAAUGCCCUAUGAUCGAAUCCUCUCAGAUGAGCAGCUUUUGUCGGCAGAACGCCUUCAUUCCCAAGAUCCUCUGCUUUCACCAGACAAGGCUAUGACUCUUAAAAGGUCAGAUUUUCAAGAAAAGUCACUGUCAAGAGCCAUCUCCCAAACUGAUAUCUUUGUCUCUACUCCUGUUCUGGAUCGCUAUAGGAUGACAAAGAUGCACUCUCAUCCCAGUGCCUCAAAUAACUUGUAUAAUACAUUGGGUGUGAACCAAACUGCAGCCAAAAGGCAGGCCUUUGCAUCCCGACGACACAACACAGUGGAGCAGCUGCAUUAUAUUCCAGGACACCACCAACAGUACCGCACAGCUAGCAAAACAGAAGUGACUGUGUGAUAGGAUAUUGCGGACUUAAAAUGAUAUUACAGACUCAAGAAGUCCCUGGAAAACACAUGCCAGUGGCCUUGUAGGCCAAGAAGACCUCUUAUGUCCCAUUGGUCAUUCCAUGUUCAUUCCUUAUUGUAUUUUUAUGACUAAAAGAGAACCCUAGGGGCGUUUUGGAAGAUAAUGUCUUUACCUGUCAUUUUUUGGACAAAAAAAGGGUCAGAUUUUUUUUUUACCCUUAUCAUUGAAGGGCUUUACCUGCAUUGACUGUUGUUGCUCUGAGAACCGAAUACCAACCGACUACAGAACAAACAAAAAAAAUCCAUUCCUUGCAGGUUCCUACAGAGGAAUACACAAGUGCCCAGAAAAAAGUACAUUCACAUUCAUCAACAGUAAUAUUUAGCUGAAAACAUUCUAAUUCUUGAUGGCCGCUGGACAAAACCUGUAGCCCACAUCCGAACCAUGACCAAACUUAGAUGACGUAUGUCUCUUUGCAUUUCUUUUUUUUAUGCUGCACCUUGCAUUAAUCAAUGGAUAUCCUGUAUUAUCAUCAUAUUUCCUGUGGAGGUCCUGAACACUUAACGUUGUGAUCAAGAUUAUUUUAACUUGGAGUAGGGUCAAAGUGAGAAAAGAAAAUAUACUAGUGCCUAUUAAUCGUCUUUAAUGUAGGAAUUAUUAUAAUAAUAAUAAUUAUUGUGUGUUUCUUAAUAAGCACAAUACUACUUAUCCAUCUCCUUGUACUUUCAUUCUAUUUUUACAGAAAAGAAAGAGUUGUAAAUAGACAUUAUUAAGUAGGGAAAUAAAAGAGUUCUCAAUGUUGCAGCUCAGCUUGUUGCCAAUAUAUAAACAAGGAGUAAGUAAUGUAACACUAUGUUGCACAUGCUAUACAACAUCAAUCCUUUCCCAAGUGCAAUGAUUUCAUUUUUUUUUUCAUUUGAACCAUAUUUUCCUAUCAUUGAAACUCCUAAAGCAGCUUUUCAAAGAACCCUAUCAAAAGCCUCUGUUGGAAGUCUGAAUCUUUGUCCUCACCAUGCAGAACUAGGACUAGUUGUGCAGUUGUCUCAAUUUUCACCUUCUCGUUACCCGCAAGCUUCUGCAAUGGUCCAACCUUUGCUAGUUGCAUCUGAUGUCAUACUUUUCAAUCACGUGUACCUAUUUUUGUUUCUCAUAGAUUCUUUUUACGUCUUCGUUGCUUUAAGACUUGUUGACUCCAAAUACACAUUUGAUAAAUCCAUGUUCUAAGUUCUUACUACUAAUACAUGUAUUUGUGAAUUCCUGUCUAAAGAAAGAAGUUAGAAUUUUCAAAAAGUCUUCUUCCUUAACUGGAAGUCUGUUUCUCAGAUGAGUAAUGUCUGUUAAGAACUUAUCCAGGGCAUUCCAAUGGCUGGAAUGUUUCCAGUAGAUUAUGGUUCAAUGCUAUGCCACUAUAAUGAUUAUCAGGUCCUUUUUUUACAACCAUGAACAUAGUUGCCAUGGGUCAUCUUUAGAUCUCUUGUGUCAUAUUUAUAGUGAGCUCAAUUUAAUUGAACAGCUUACUCGCUGAGAAUGCAGAGACAAGGGUUGGUAUUAGUGUCAUCUGGCGCUACAGUUGCGUAUUGGAAAUAUAGGUCAAUCUGUUCUGAGGCGAUCCAUUAAGCGUCUUGUUCAGUUCUUGUUCUUGAAAGGUGUCCAUCUACACAUCUGAUAUCUUACUCAAUGUGUUGUAGUGAGUGUUGUUUUGUGCCGUGCUUAUUUCAGUAAGUGUAAGCCCACACUUCUAAUAUCCGGUAUAUGGACUUGCAUUGUGUGUGUGUGUUUUGGCCUUUGCUGAGUUCAAAGAUCCUCCAAAAUUGCAUCUAUUAAGUAUCAAUUAAAUACUUAAUGAAAUUUAAAAAAUAACAAAAAGACAGAAAUUAAAAAAAAAUCCAGCUCAAUCCUAAAAUAAUGAAUACAGAAAAAUAAAAUGGUUCAAUAUUCUGCUUCAAUAUUUAUUGUUGUAUUGAUUGUCGAUGUAACCUCUAAAAUGGGAAUGUUUUUCAAGCAAAAUUCAAUGGCGAGGUAAUUUAAAUCAGAUACACAGAUCUAAAUGAACAGCACCUGCUUUCAUCAACAUUGUUUUAGGUCCACUAACCUAAUGGGUUUGCAGUGGAUGUGGAAUUGCUUAGGGGCCUGUUUAUAAAGUUGAGCUAUCUGAUCUUCUUAUUGCUGAUUAUAUAAUUCAUUCUUUGGUAGAAUUUUUUUUAAUUACACACUUCUAUUUUAAAUGUUUUUGGAUGAUUCCAGAUUUAGAGAGAUCCACUUCAGAAAUGAAAAAGUAUUACAUCUUGGUAUAAUUUUCCUCUACUUGCUGUUUAUGUAAAUUUUAAUUUGACAGAACUUAAAAAUGUACACUUUUAAUUGUAAUGUUUUUUGGAAUGUUCCAAGCUUUCUAACAGAGUUUUACUUUUUAACUAAAUUUUUUUGACAAGAGCUGGCAAUAUCCCGUAUUUGCUGUGGGAGGCAUACAAUUUGAGAUAAAAUAAAAUUCUAUGCCAAAGUCAUGGAAGUGAUCUUCCAUGACAGCACCAAGUGAGUGUCUUUCUUGUAGUAGGAUGAUUUUGGACCAGCAUGUUGAUGUCAUACAACAAAAAAUGCAUUAUGGAGUCCACUAUUUCCAAAAAAAUAGUGGUGGUUCUUUCACUACGUGGUUUAGCCAUUGAUGUCCCAUUCAUUUUGAUCAAUUAUAAUUUUUUGGCCCCCUUGAAUCAUCAUAAGAUUGUGUGCAUCUAGAUUGUUGGACCCACGAUGCACUGAAAACAGCUGCAAAUUUAGCUUUGUGUCUUCUUAAUACAUUUCACCCAUAGUCAUUUAAAAAAAAAGAAAGAAACCAGAACAUGAAAAAUGUGACUCGGAGGCAUUAAGGGGCAAAUUUACAAAAAAUUGAAAUUCAAAUAUUUCCAUUUUUGUUUUUUCUGAACUUGAAAAUACUAAAAAUACCUGGCAAGCUUUUAAGUCAGAGGGAGGUGUAUUUUCAACUUUCAUGAUAUUUUAUGAGCUUUUUUGAAAAAGUGGAAUUUAUAAAUUGAAUACUAUGAUUUUCAUGGUAAUCACUUUUUUUUUUACAACUUAACACAAUUUAAAAUAAAAAUAUACUAGUAGUUUAAAAAAC